This is a messenger RNA of Trichosporon asahii var. asahii CBS 2479, 2199 nucleotides long. Its product is annotated as kinesin. Lineage: Eukaryota; Fungi; Basidiomycota; Tremellomycetes; Trichosporonales; Trichosporonaceae. The transcript is spliced from 2 exons. Gene Ontology annotation, molecular function: microtubule motor activity; ATP binding; microtubule binding. The record is from RefSeq and is a predicted model, not a curated record. Gene Ontology annotation, biological process: microtubule-based movement. Bases 1 to 2199 code for a protein of 732 amino acids.
AUGCAGCCACCAGCAACACGGCUGCCCAGGGUUGGUGGAUCACCGACCAAGGCGUCCGGCAUUCCCAAGGGUAUCCCGAAGCCCGUCACCCGAUCAGCGUUAGGCGCCGCGUCAACAGUUGCAGGGGAGAAGCGUAAGGUGCCCGAAUCCCCCAAGCUCCCGGCGAAGCGCAGCACGUCCGGCCCCAAACUUGGCAAGUCGACCACUGGAAUCAAGAUGUCGACACGAGGCGCAGCGUCCUUUGCGCCCAAGAGGAAGGCCUCGGCUCCGACUUUGGGCAAGUCGACCACUUCGAGCAUCACCACUCGUCGGGGGCCCGUUAGUGAGGCUGCCGCUCGGCGACCUGCCAGCGCCGCCGCCACGCGGAGCACCGCGCGACCCACUACCACCACUGCCGCCGCAGCUACCCGACCAGUGCGACCAGCGACAUCCUUAGGUGGCCCUAGUCGAACGCCGAGCGCUCGGACAUCCGCCGCUAGCCGCAACGGCAACGUCACACCAGAGGAUGGCCGAUUGGACAACCUCGAGAAGAUGCUCCAGAUGAUUCACGAGGAGCAGACGAAGAUGGCGGCGUUAACGGCUACGAAGGAGGACCUGGCGAGUGUGGUUCUGAACGCCGAGGACAAGGAGCGCGAGAACCGGCGAGCGUUGUCCAACGGCUCGGAGGAGAUGGAGGCUCUCCGGGCGAGGCAUCUCCGCGAUAUGGAGGAGAUUGAGAGGCAGCUGCGCACAAAGGAGCGCGAGAACCGAGGUCUCUUGAGCGAGCUCAGCGAGAGCUCUGAGGAACUUGGCCGGCAGCGCGACAUCGUGCGCGAGCUACGACAACAACUGGCCGACCAGUCAACGCAGCACAUGACGCUCUCGGCGCAGCUGACGGCCUCGCAAGCGCAGAAUAACGCCCUGCAGAUUGAGGUCGAGCGCGCCACCCUCGCCGUGUCGGCGAUGAAGGCCGAGCUCGAAGCGGGCUAUCAGAAGGCGGCCAAUGCUGAAGAGCUCGCGGCCUUGCGCAUCAAGGAGGCGCAGGCUGAGUGCGACCGUCGUGUGGCCGAGAUCGAGGAGGAGCUGCGCACGGCAGAGACGAUCCGUCGCAAGCUUCACAACCAGGUGCAGGAGCUGAAGGGCAACAUCCGUGUGUUCGCGCGUGUGCGUCCCGUUCUCGGGCGAGAGCAGUACAACCCCGAGGGUGUUGCUCAGAUCACGUACGGCGACGAGCGCCUCGCCGCUGAAACGGGCCAGAGCCAGCUCGAGGUGCGGACCAAGUCUGAGUCCGCGACCGGCAAGGAGAGGGAGCAGGUGCUGUCGUUCCAGUUCGACAAGGUGUUCCAACCCAAGGACGGACAGCAGGCCGUGUUCGAGGAGAUCUCGAUGCUGGCCCAGAGCGUGCUGGACGGGUACAACGUGUGCAUCUUUGCGUACGGCCAGACGGGCAGUGGCAAGUCGUGGACGAUGGAGGGCGGCGACACCCCCGAGACUGCGGGUAUGAUCCCGCGCGCGAUUGAGAUGAUCUUCGCGGUGAGCGCGCAACUGCGCGACCGCGGGUGGAAGUACACGAUGGAGGGCACGUUCCUCGAGGUGUACAACGAUGUCAUCAAUGAUCUGCUCGGCAGCGGGCAGUUUGACACGAAGCGCCACGAGAUCAAGAUCGACAAGGACAACAACAUGACUGUCACGGACACUGUCUCGCUCCCGCUCAGCAACCCGCAGCAGGUCUCGACGCUGCUCGAGAAGGCGCGCUCCCGUCGCGCCGUCGCCGCGACGCUCAUGAACGAGCGCUCCUCUCGCUCCCACUCCGUCUUUGCACUCAAGGUGCGCGGCUACAACCCGCUGACCGACGAGAGUUCCCAGGGUAUCCUGAACCUGGUCGAUCUGGCCGGUUCCGAGCGCCUGGCGCAGUCCGGCGCAGGCGAAAACAAGGACCGUCUCAAGGAGACGAUCAACAUCAACAAGUCACUCUCGGCGCUCGCCGAUGUGAUCGGAGCUCUCGGACAGGGCCAGCAGGGCGGCCAUGUUCCCUACCGCAAUUCCACCCUCACGCGUCUGCUUCAGACUUCGCUCAGUGGAAGCAGCAAGACGCUCAUGCUGUGCAACCUCUCCCCGCUUGCGGCGCACCUCGGCGAGACGGUGUGCUCGCUCCGCUUUGCGACCAAGGUCAACACGACGCCGGCUGGAACGGCGAAACGCACCCUUACCAAGGGCUAA